AUGUUAGCUUAUUUACAAAAAAGAACUAAACGGCCUAGAAAAAGAUAUUACCAGCCUGUAGGAAUUAAAGAUUUUUUGACCGAAUGUAGUAAUUUAAAGUUGAAUAAACUCGGUGUAGAAGUCGAUUGGGCAAGUUUAAUACAAGAGUAUUCAUUAAGAGAACAAAGUAAAGAAGAAGAAAUUUAUGUUAAUGAGGAAGGGAAUGACAAGUCUCAAAAUGAAUUGAAUAAUAGUGAUGUUAAUCAAAUAGAGACACAAUUAAAAUUAUUAGGCAUUCAAUGUGAAACGACACCUAGAAAUAAUUUAAUUACAAUUGGUUUAAUAGGACAUCCAAAUGUUGGAAAAAGUAGCUUUAUAAAUAGUUUUAUGGGUAAAACUGUUGUAAGCACUUCAAGAACUCCAGUUUUUCCAAGUCUAUUAUCAAAACAAAUCCAGAUUUUAUGUGGACUAUAUCCAAUUUCACAAGUUCAAGAACCUUAUAGUUCUAUUAAAUAUUUGGCAGAAAGAAUUCGCUUAGAGAAUAUAUUGAAAAUUCAACCCCCUGAAACAAAAAAUGAGUAUAAAUGGUCUGCAUGGGAUAUUUGUGAAGCAUUUGCUAUUAAACGAGGCUUCUAUAGUGGAAAAUCUGCAAGGCCAGAUUCUUAUCGUGCUGCAAAUGCAAUAUUGCGAUUGGUUAUCGAUGGUCGUAUUUUGCUUUCUUUUAAGCCUCCUGGUUUUUAUAACCUACAAAAAUAA
Molecule: messenger RNA, 735 nt
Organism: Entrophospora sp. SA101
Lineage: Eukaryota; Fungi; Glomeromycota; Glomeromycetes; Entrophosporales; Entrophosporaceae
Source: the annotation of a GenBank genome assembly